Messenger RNA from Penicillium coprophilum, 879 nucleotides. Its product is annotated as putative bZIP transcription factor (MetR). Gene Ontology annotation, molecular function: DNA-binding transcription activator activity, RNA polymerase II-specific; RNA polymerase II transcription regulatory region sequence-specific DNA binding. Gene Ontology annotation, biological process: regulation of transcription by RNA polymerase II. The record is from RefSeq and is a predicted model, not a curated record. The transcript has 2 exons. The coding region runs from base 1 to 879 and encodes 292 amino acids. Gene Ontology annotation, cellular component: nucleus. Lineage: Eukaryota; Fungi; Ascomycota; Eurotiomycetes; Eurotiales; Aspergillaceae.
AUGGCCAACUACAACGGGCGUCGCAUGCCCAACUUCUCGCAAUACCUCGAUGACUUGAAUGCAAUUCCCUCGCCCUACGACCAGGCCCAGCAGCAGCAGCAGCAGCAGCAAACUACCUUCAACGAUGAGGACCUAGCUCUAUUCACCAAUACAGAGUUCUUCGAGUUCGACAAGUUCACCGACUUCGGGGUUUUGCCUUCAUUCCCCGAGGACAGCAAGACACACGAGGCCAUCUCAGACCAAUCUGUGCAAAAUGACGAUCUGAAGUUCUUGGAUUUCCUGAAUGCAGAGGGAUUCAAUAGCAUACCCGAUUACCAGCCUGACCUGACUGGCUCUGAUGUCCAGGUGCCCAUGCACACUGCCCACUUUGCGGCGGUUCCGUCCGUUCCUAAUGGCCCUAUGACUGCAAACCAGGCACUCAUUCAACCCGCGCCAAUCAACACCGCCCCGAAAGUUGCCCGGGCUCCAUCUUCUGUUUCUAUGUCGCCUUCUACUCCGGUCACCGGCACCAAGCGCAAAAGCUCGUCAAACUCAACCCAGGACAGCGCUGAGGAGGCUAGUCGUCAAAUGGCCGAGGAAGACAAGCGCCGCCGUAACACCGCUGCCAGUGCCCGCUUCCGUGUGAAGAAGAAGCAGCGUGAGGCUGCCCUCGAGCAGACUGUCAAGGAGACCACCGACAAAAAUGAGAUUCUUGAGGCUCGCGUGUCUCAGCUCGAGCUGGAAAACCACUGGCUCCGUGGUCUCAUCAUGGAGAAGAACGGUGCCGAUGAGCAGUCUGAACAAGACAUCUCGGAUAUGUUCAAGAAGUUCUUGGCCUCACAGAAGCCUGACGGUUCAAGUAUUUCCGACCUGAAGCACGGUGUGGGCACUACUGUGUAA